Neoarius graeffei (lesser salmon catfish) is the source of this 3582-nucleotide messenger RNA. RefSeq names its product ras homolog family member Ub (gene rhoub). The coding region runs from base 187 to 960 and encodes 257 amino acids. The transcript has 4 exons. Gene Ontology annotation, molecular function: GTP binding; GTPase activity. Gene Ontology annotation, biological process: small GTPase-mediated signal transduction. The record is from RefSeq and is a predicted model, not a curated record. Lineage: Eukaryota; Metazoa; Chordata; Actinopteri; Siluriformes; Ariidae.
UAGAGCGCGGGAGGUUCUGAAGCGGAGAGAGAGAGAGAGAGAGAGAUAGAUAGAUAGAUAGAUAGAUAUGAGGCAGCCUCGCUGUGCCGGAGUGAUGAUUAUCCGGUGACACUGCGACCCUUUUUGAAGCUUCAUUCGUCUGUGUAUCUCCGUUAGACGCUCGUGCGUAAAGCCUUUGGAGCCGCGAUGGAUUAUAAUCCUCUCAUGGCGCCUCCGGUUCCGCCGCAUAACCCGAAGUGCAGCCGGCCGUCGGGCUCGCAGGAGCGGCUGCUGAAGUGCGUCCUGCUCGGGGACGGAGCUGUGGGGAAGACCAGCCUGGUGGUCAGCUACACGACUAACGGCUACCCCACCAAAUACGUCCCGACAGCCUUCGACAAUUUCUCCGCAGUAGUACAGGUUGAUGGACAACCGUUGCGACUGCAGCUUUGCGACACUGCUGGACAGGCUUGGAAGAAGAAAUGCUCAACCACCAGUUUUGCCUCCAGGCGUAGUUCCUCAUGCCAGGAUGAGUUUGAUAAGCUGAGGCACUUCUGCUACUCGCGCACAGAUGUCCUGCUCCUCUGCUUCAGUGUGGUUAGUCCUGCUUCCUUCCAGAACGUGGGUGAGAAAUGGGUGCCUGAGAUCCGGCGGCGGUGUCCACUCACCCCCGUGCUGCUGGUGGGCACACAGUGUGACCUGCGCCAGGAUGUCAAGGUGCUGAUCGAGCUCGCAAGGCGGCGUGAACGACCCGUACCUGAGCAGGAUGCCCGCGCCCUUGCUGACAAGAUCGGCGCCGUUACAUACGUAGAGUGCUCAGCUCUCACACAGAAAAAUCUGAAAGAAGUGUUCGACGCUGCCAUCUCCGCCGGCCUGCGCCAGUCUGACAGACGCGCCAGGCGGGAGCGCAAGGUUCUCAGCACAGCUGAUAAGAUGAAAAUGCUUUCCAAGGCCUGGUGGAAGAAAUAUGUGUGUAUCCAAUAGCACGAGCGCAGUCUCUUCGACACACAAGGACAAAGUGACAAAGACUCUUGACUCAUUCAGUGCCUCAAACAGAUGGACCGAUCAGGAGCUCUGACAGGGGUGUGUGUGUGAGAGAGAGACAAGCAGUGUGUAAUCAGCAAGAUAGUUUCACUGAAGUGAGAGCUGAAGCAUUACAUCAGUCUUAGCUAUUAAGUCUUUGCUAUAAACUGUUUUAUUAGUUAGCUAUCUCAGCUACUCUGAACUCAAGCCUUUUUUUUUUUUUCCAAGAAUCAGUUCACUGGGAGCUUCAGAGUGCUAAUCUCUUAAAAUAGAAACAUGCAUAUGCUUCACUUUUUGUCAGACAUUACUGUUGAAAAGUUUGGAAUCACUUGGAAUCAACUAAAUUUUAUUCAACGUUCAUUACUUUGUGCUAAAAUGUUAACUUUAGAUCUAAAUAGUGUAGACCAGACAGUACUGCAGUAUUUUGAUUGAAAAUAAUUAAUAAAUGAUGCAUAAUUACAGUAGCUAAGGAUGUCGUUGCAAAAUGAUUUGCAAAAAGAUAUCAUAUCACGAUAUUUUAAUACGUUACAAAUUAUUCUAUCUACAUUCACUGGAUAUGAGCAAUCGCGUGCACUGAUUGGCUACUCUACUAGGAUAUCAGCUCCUAUACCGUGAGUAGAGAAAAACAAAAUGGCGGCGUGUGUUGCUGAACCAACCGAGGACGACAUAAAAACUACUUGAAAACAAAACCCCAAAAAAUACAAAAAAAACCCCAACAAAAUAUGGAAUGAAAGUAUUUGAUGGUAAGAACGUAUCUUUUUAUUUUUUGAGAAUUAUAAUUAUCGUAUUUUUCACAACUUGCUACUGAUUUGUUUACAUUCUAAGCAGAAAUUAUUUUGUCGGACGUUUUGUAUAAAGUUUUUAUUUAUCGAAUUUGCGAAAAAUAAAAAUGCUCUGUUUCUCAAAAUCCAGUGAAUGUGGAUAGAAUAUUCCACUCAAUCUCGUCGUACAUGGCUUAUAACCGACUCGGCGCUACGUGCCUCGUCGGCUGUCAUCUCACGUACGACUCGAUUUCGUGGAAUAACUGUUAAAUGUAUCACAAUGUUUCGAGUUGCUAACAAAGUGGCAGCCAAAUCAGUAAGAGGGUUCCAAUGGUGGUUUUAUUAAACGAGUUAUUUAACAAAGACAAGGAAACCUGUGAUACAGAAAUAGGUUUUCACAUCCAGGUUGUUACAAUGAACAAUAACAGAGCAUGACGAUGAUAUAAAAUCACCAUGGUGUAUGUAAAGUUCUCAGGAAAGUGUAUUAUGAUGCUUUUUCUUACAAUAUCGAUAUCCUAUUAUAUCACCGUCCACUAAUGUUUAGCAAAGUGUCCAGAUUAGAUCAUUGCCUUCCAAAUCUGAGGAUUUUGACACAUUCAUGUUUCUGGAUACGAAUUUUAUUAUAACACGAGUCUAAAUGAUUUACAAUUCUAGACAUAUUUUUUUCUAUAACCGAUUUAUUACCUACGAAGUUCCAUAGUGCUAACAUCAUACAGUCUAAUCAUUUUAUACUUGUAGCUGUGGUGAUUUCAAACUUUUGAAUGGUCGUGUUUAGUUUGUCAUGUGCACAAGAUUAUAUUUGUCUGUUUAAUGAGUGUAUGAAUUUUCUUUUAAUUGUCUUGUUUUGAAAUGGCAGUCACUUGCUCUUCAACACUGGAUCUCAGAGCCGUUCACGUUCUGGUUAUUAUUUUUUCCUCUAUCACACUAUGGAAUGCUCCUAAACUUCUUUAAUGCCCAUCUUUGAGCUCGUCUUUGGCACGAUGAUGUCAUCUUUACUGACUCGACAGCGGUUACUGUUGAUGGCCACCCAUUCAGGACUUCUGGGAGUGUUGCGUGUCUAUCAUAUGGCAAAACAUUGUAGUGUAAAGGAUGUCAACUCAUCAGCGUAUUUGAUGGCAGCAUAAGUUAAAGCAUGAUGUGAAUUUUUUGAGAACUAAAGCUUUCGGUUCCUUUCUGAUGUCAAAGAAAGCCUAUCAGGUGUUUUAUUGCCUUUCAUAAUAAUCAUUGCAAGUAUGUUCAUUAAAUCUUUGAUCGUUGUAGCAGAUUUAUUUGAGCGACACAGGACUGUAUGUGUGUGUGCGCGAAUGUGGUGGUUCUGUCACCUCAGUUUUAUGGUCGUGGUGUGUAUGUAGUGCUGUUGGGUGUUUUAUUGGUUAACACACUGGCUUUAACAUUUGUCAUUGUGGUACAAUAGGCUUUAAUUCACACUGUGGUCGUGUGACAUGUGACGAGCCUGAAUAUGCAGUUCCCUGGUUGCAUUUUCUCACUUUGGACGAAAUGUAAUUGUGUUGGUUAGCCGAUGAAUGGGACAUAUUUGCUUCUCAUUAUUCAGAAGCCAUUUUCUCUCUUUCAAAAGUUUGAAGACCUUUGGAGUUUAGCUGUAAACUGUACAGGAAAGAUUGAUCAUUAUCGAACAGAUAAAAUCACACUGUGCUUAAUGUGUACAAAGCAUGUUUCAGUGCCAUAACGUUAUCAGGUACAUCCAUAUAGAUUUAUGCAUUUUUAUAACUAUGUAAUUAUCUUUCUGUUCCUGUACGAUCAUGCCCGGUGGUAAACAUCUCAGUUAUGGAUUGUCAAAUAAACUUGCUUCUUUGAACUAAAA